This is a messenger RNA of Mycena indigotica, 1497 nucleotides long. RefSeq names its product PXA domain-containing protein. The coding region runs from base 1 to 1497 and encodes 498 amino acids. The transcript has 3 exons. NCBI's taxonomy places the organism in Eukaryota, Fungi, Basidiomycota, Agaricomycetes, Agaricales, Mycenaceae. Gene Ontology annotation, cellular component: intracellular membrane-bounded organelle. Gene Ontology annotation, molecular function: phosphatidylinositol binding. The record is from RefSeq and is a predicted model, not a curated record.
AUGCCCACUCCCUCGAUUGUGUCGCAGUCCAAAGGGCCAAACCAACCAAACCUUGCCAAGCGGUUACUGUUCCCCAAUUCUACUGGCGACAUCCCUCCAUUAUUUUCGUCGCCAAAUACGCCACCAGAGCUUACAGCCGAGGUCUAUGAUUUCAUAGCGCUUGCUCUUCGCGCGUUUGUGAAUCCAUGGUGGACGAAAAUCACUCGCUACGACAAGCAGUUUCUUCCUGACAUAACAAGGAUCCUUACCCAUGUUGUGAGAGCUUUGGAAACACGCGUUCACGGCCGCGAUCUUGCCCCCCUCGUUUUCCGCGAUGUCCCAACCAUUGUUACUCAGCAUUACCGCGACUACCGUAAUGCUGAAGCCAAGGCCAACUCUUCUUAUGCUUCUGGUGGAGCCCUUCCCAUCCCAGUCCUAUUUCACAACCUCCAACCCCACAUGGCAGUCUCCGCCGAUGGCAGCAUUGACGAAGAGUACAUGCGUCAAAUAAUCGACCAUAUUCUAAAAUCUUGCCUUCCCCCAGAAGACUAUGCUCCAGACCCAGAGCGCUUUGUCAUACGUGAAAUAGUGCUCAAGAUUCUUUUAAAGGACGUUAUACCCAAGAUCACCCAGCCAUGGUUCAUUCACAAAAUUAUCCUCGACCAGCUGGGUCAAGAUGAUAUGGUACUCCCCGAAUCUCGACCAGAGUCCCCCGCCGCCUCUCCCCUUUCAUUCCACACCCUGAUUGUCGUCUUUCUAUCAGCCAUCCAAACAUUGUCAGGCACCUGUCUCGCCAUGAUAAACGCGUACAAGCAAGCAGUCAGCACAAUAAAGCGGGUGAACCAGACGCCCACCCGACCACCUAUCAGCAGACGCGUUUCUACACCAUUGCCUGUACCUCUUUCACCAUCCAUCUCAGCGUCCUCUUCGGUAUCAUCAUACACACCCUCACAGGAUACCACACUGACCUCCAACCCACCUUCUGCCCCCUUGACCAACGACUAUGCGCUUCCAGCCUUGUACCUUGUUUCCGAGAUCUUCUCCACACAAGCGCGAAUGGCUGCAUCGUCGAUCAUGCACCCCCUCCUGCUCCUCGCUGUCUCAUUUACGCCAUUCCUGGACCGGCAAGUUGCUACCCUUCCAUUCGAUGCUUCUGCUGAUGUCGUUAACCCCAGACUACUCCCUUACCUUCUAAUGCAGGCGCUUUCACCCAAGCUCCUUCUAACGACGAUACGAAACGCGAAACGAACACUAUUCCCUAAUGGCUACCCAGCGCCCCCACCGAUCGACCCAACCCUUGAGGAACAAGCACAGAUGCGAGCUCGUUUACUUGCAUAUCGCGGCAAGUCGGGUUGGGUGGAAACCCACAUUCUGCCCUUAUUCCUGGGUCCCGACCCCAGCAUGACCCUCGCAACAGCCAUUGACCCGCUGUCGAGUCGCGAGUGUAAUGUCCACUUGAUCAUGUUACUUCUGGAUUGUAUCAUUGGGACUCUGUUUCCAGAGCUUUGGGGACAAUAG